Messenger RNA from Gadus chalcogrammus (walleye pollock), 3491 nucleotides. RefSeq names its product cyclin dependent kinase inhibitor 1Bb (gene cdkn1bb). Gene Ontology annotation, cellular component: cytoplasm; nucleus. The record is from RefSeq and is a predicted model, not a curated record. The coding region runs from base 319 to 888 and encodes 189 amino acids. The transcript is spliced from 3 exons. NCBI's taxonomy places the organism in Eukaryota, Metazoa, Chordata, Actinopteri, Gadiformes, Gadidae. Gene Ontology annotation, molecular function: protein-folding chaperone binding; cyclin-dependent protein serine/threonine kinase inhibitor activity. Gene Ontology annotation, biological process: G1/S transition of mitotic cell cycle; regulation of cell cycle; negative regulation of cell population proliferation.
GCCUCCCCUCAAUCCCAAGUACAUCUCUCAAUCGCCAUAUUGGGUACUGAAAAGGUUUGCCUGCAAUUUCUUUCCUCUCACUACGGAGCGGAGUGGACCGACUGGCUACGUUUUGCUGCACUGGGUAUUCAUGUUCAGUGAAGACAACCAUUGCUCGCUUUGCCAUUGCGGCGCUCACCGUUUUUGAUCUAGACAUAUGCAUGACAUGCGUGCAUUUCUGUUGAUCUGUCGUUUUACGCGUGUGUUGGAUUUGACUGAGCGAAUACGAAAAACGCAUUUUGAGUGUUAAUAUCUGGACGCUCUCCGAUCUCUUGGAAAAUGUCAAAUGUUCGUCUGUCGAAUGGGAGUCCGACGUUGGAGCGGACGGAUGCCCGUGUGUCUGAGCACCCGAAACCGUCCUUUUGCAGAACUCUUUUCGGCCCCGUGGACCACGAAGAGUUAAAGAGGGAAUUAAAGGGACAUUUCAAGGAGAUGGAAGAUGAUGCCUCUGCAAAAUGGAACUUCGACUUCGCGAACCAUAAGCCGCUGAAGAACGGGAGGUUCAAGUGGGACUUGGUGGAUUGUAAAGACCUUCCCGAUUUCUACAACCAACCUCCUCGCUCGUCGAGAUCGUCGACGUACUCCACUGGGAAUAACAACGUGGAUUUUAACGGGAAUCGUAGUUGUGGUGGGAUGGGAAGUGCCCGGCCGCCCCCCGCAGAGAGCGAGCGAUGCGAGAGUCAGAUGGACGGUAGCGAGCAGAGCCAAGGACAGCGGAAAAGACCUGCCUGCAACGACACUGCGCCCCAAAGUAAAAGGUCAUACACAAGUUCGGAUGAAGUUCGGCAAAACGUGACACGUUCGGCCGAGCACACACCAAGAAAGUCCAGUCCCAAGACACAGACGUGAGACCGAGAAAGAUCUGAAGAUGUAUUUCCCCUUUGGUGCGGGAGAGAGAGCUCAGUGUUGGCCGACGUGGAAGAGGAACUACACAACAGAAACAUAUCAACUCUCCUGGGGACGGGGGGAGGGGCACUGAAUAGAAACACUAAAGUUGUGGCACUCAAAUUAAAGUUACUGCCUCUAAAAGCAGUGUAUGUAGCAGUGUGCAAUUAGGUUGAAAUUCCCUUUUUGCUCUUUUUCUCUGUGUGUCUGUGUGUGUGCGCGUGUGUGUGUGUGUGUGUGUGUGUGUGUGUGUGUGUGUGUGUGUGUGUGGGUGUAUAUACAUAUAUUUCUCUCCAAAUGUAGCACAUAAGAAAACAUGAUAUGAAAGCAAAUCCUUUUAUGUAAAAAAAAAAGUGUGAAUAUUGAUUUGACUUGAAUUGCAGUGUAGUUUGAUGGUUGUUUUUUUUCCCUCCAAAUGCUGUUCCCUAUAUUUUGCCUCAAGACGAUUUGACUUUGCCAUGGUCUCCAUUUUACAUUUACAUUUAGGGCAUUUAGCAGACGCUUUUAUCCAAAGCGACUCACAUCAGUUAAUACACACAUUACAUCCACAUCCAUUUGCCACCCAAACAGGCUUCUGAAGUGUUAUCUCAAUAGGUCACCCCCUCGUAGUCUGCAGUGAAGAACGGUACCAAUGUAGCUCCUUUCUUGUUUCUCGUGGUCGCUUCCUUUUUUUUUUUUUUUUUUUGCAUUUUCCACGGCCAUUGGCACAAAGUGUCAACACAAAAAUACAGGUUCUCAUUUCACUUUUUUUUUUCCAGCCCCUAGAAGAUCAAUACAGCAUUUAUUUUUUUUAUUUUUUACAAAUAUCUAUAACAUGUAAUGUUACAUCCUUUGCUGUAGUGUAAAAUUGUGUUUCUCAAACCACCUAAUAUUUAUUAUGUCAAAGAGCUGUUAUGGUAUUGAUUUAAAUCCUGGAACGUUAUAUAUUAUUAUUAUUAUUAUUAAUAUUAUUUCACUCUCAAAAAGUUCUCCCAUUACUUUGUGACAUGUUCAGGUGCAUGUGACUACCCCCUGUAGAAUUGUGAGGUACUUUUAUGCUGAAGGAGACAACAUAAACUGCACAGGUAGUGUUUUUAUUUUAAUUUUAUUUUUGUUCAAUAUCAUGCCAUCCCCCUGUCCCUAGGACUUAUCUUGUUGCUGUUUUAAUUAUAUAUUUUUUGGAAUAGGAGCUUUUAUUUUCAAAACGAGAUGACUGUCCUACAAUGCCAAAUACAUGGUUGCUCCGGUAUGGCUGCCACAGCCUGUUUGCUCCAGAUUUGACUUCACAUUGUGUUCCUUUGUGAUAACCUACAGAAAAUCCCCCCCCCCCCCCAAUCCUAUCACCAAUUGUGGUUGAUAGCCUGCUGAGGACGCACUUAUAUUGCAUCUAUAAGCCCCCCAUCCCCCUUCUCCUAUCUCUCUGAUUAUUUGCAUAAGAAAUGUGUUUAUUCAAAGAGACCAAUGUUCACCUGGACGGAAGUUGAAAUGUGUGUCUCAGAAAAGCCACCGUGCCUGUGUAUUUAUGUAAAUCUUUUGCAAUGUACCUAAAUGUACAUAACUUUGUAAAAACACUGAGAAAUUAUACUAACUUAUUUAUGUCAAGCUUUUUUUAUGUAGAAUAAAAUGGGUUUUUUGAUCACGGUUAUCCAAAGUGGCAUUUACAUUAUUAUAAUGGUAUUUUGUAAAAGCAUAUUUUUGGUAGUUUUUCUUAUAAGGUUGCAAACUGAGCCUGAUACAAUAUUUGAUGUGCAUUUUGUAAUGUGUGGUUAUAAAAUAUGUUGCAAUCAAUUAAAACAAAUUUAAAUCUAAAUCUACACAUUGUAGGCUAUUUGUUGUGACACUUGCACUCAUGUCCAAAAAGGCACAGACAGUUCUACAUAUUGCAUGCCGUGUUUUCACGGACUAAAAAAGAAAGACAUGUAAAAAAAAUAAUAUAUAUAUAUAACAGACAAACGGCAUAAUAAACGCUUUGUUACUUUUCGAAAUUUGAUUGAGGUCACAGAGGGAUUUCAAAGCAAUGAGACGGCUCUGCAGAAAUGACACCGUAUCAAUCGGCCAGUACUUUUGAGCGGGUUGCGUUGAUUGAUGUCUUGGCUAUCCAAUCAUAUUUGCACUGCAGAAAGCAGACCACUUGUUGCAGCCAGUCACAUUCGCGUGCCGGUUUUUGAAGUUGACUUCUCUUAGGAGUGGUUUCAGGGAAGAAGUGCAACCGCAAAACGCGAUUCUUUUCUCUUUAAGGUAAUCUUUAUGUAUAUUCAUAACAUUUAAUAUUUUAGAGAGAACAUCAUGCUGGCAUUUGAAUGGGUGUAUCCGCGGGCGCAGAACCGUGCGGGGACGCGGAGAGAAAAAUAUACAUUUGUGUCAUGUUUAAUGUUGGGCGUUUGUCUUUUCAGAUUAUAUUUGAGGUGAUAACUGAACCCUCUACGGAUGAGAGUUUGCAGCGUUUAUAAACGAAUUUGCACAUAGGACUUUCGCUGUUUUUGUAGACCAUGACAAAACAUCUGUUUCUAUAAAGGGCAUUUUCUAAACCAAUCUGAAAUGAACAAUGACUAAACAUGUUUAAGAUAAGUGUCCGUGUAGCUUCGUUA